Manihot esculenta (cassava) is the source of this 1417-nucleotide messenger RNA. RefSeq names its product transcription factor VIP1. The transcript has 4 exons. NCBI's taxonomy places the organism in Eukaryota, Viridiplantae, Streptophyta, Magnoliopsida, Malpighiales, Euphorbiaceae. Gene Ontology annotation, biological process: regulation of DNA-templated transcription. The record is from RefSeq and is a predicted model, not a curated record. Bases 163 to 1176 code for a protein of 337 amino acids. Gene Ontology annotation, cellular component: nucleus. Gene Ontology annotation, molecular function: DNA-binding transcription factor activity.
AUGAUUGUUGCAAUCACGCCCCUGUCACGCUGACAAAUUCAUGCGUCAACGGAACUUAACAUAAACCAGUGUGUUUCAGUGACUGCAACUUACGCCUCCGAACAAUCAAUCUCUAAAUACAUCUACACCCAACCACCCAAACCACCGCCGCCGGUGGAGGAAAUGGACCCAGCUAAGUAUAUCGGGAAACAGCCGAUGGCGAUGGACAUAGAGCAGAUGCCCGACACCCCACAGCGUGGGACCCACCACAGACGGGCCCAUUCCGACACCUCCUUCCGGUUCGACGACCUCCUCCUGUUCGACCCCUCUGACCUCGACCUCUCUUCUCUCGACCUCCCUGCUCCUACACCACUUCCCUUGGCCGUCGAUUGUGGCUCCUUAUCCGAUGACUCCGCAUCUCUCAAUGGCCCUGAUACAAAGCCCAAACCCAUCAACCACCUCCGGAGCCUGUCCGUAGACUCGGAUUUCUUUGAUGGGUUGGGCCUUACGACUGGCGUUGGAGAUGAGAAGUUUGGCGGGAAAGUUGCGGCGACGGCAGCCGGAGAAAAGAGGGUCCACCACAGGCAUAGCAAUUCGAUGGAUGGGUUUACUACGUUGUCGUUUGACAUAGAUUCUGUUAUGGUCGAUGACGUUAAUAAAACUACAGGUCCUGAUAGACUUGCUGAGCUUGCUUUGAUUGAUCCCAAGAGAGCUAAAAGGAUUCUUGCUAACAGACAAUCUGCAGCACGGUCAAAGGAGAGAAAGAUACGAUACACAAAUGAGCUGGAGAAGAAAGUGCAGACACUUCAGUCAGAAGCAACAACCCUGUCUGCACAGGUCACAAAGUUACAGAGAGACACUACUGGAUUAACAACUGAAAAUAAGGAACUCAAAUUGCGAUUACAGGCUAUGGAGCAACAAGCACAACUUAGAGACGCUUUGAAUGAAGCAUUGAGGGAAGAGGUGCAGCGGCUUAAGAUAGCAACUAGACAAAUUCCAUCUGUCAGUGGAAACCCUUUCAACCGAGGAUCGACUCCAUUGUUCUCCUCCCAUCAACCGGUCUUACAUCACUUUGGCAGUUCCCUAGCCCAGCAACACCAGCAGCAGCAGCGACACGUGCCUCAGCCAUCUGCCAACAACCAGACUCUCAACGAGCAGCCCCAUCCUGGCUUCACAAACUUCAGCCAGAGGGUAUAGUGUUUGUUGAGAAGCUUGAAUCUUUUGUAUUCAAAUGUUGCAAAAUUAGGAACUAAAAUUUCAACUAGCUAGCAUCUUGUAUAUGUAAGCUUGUACAUGCGUUAGUAAAAGUUGUGUUUUUUUCUGAGUUGCUUGUGACACCAAGCAAAAACUACGUUCUCUUUAGGACAGAUGUUAAUCAUAACAUGUUGAAACAAGUUAGGUCUUUUGUGAAAUAUUGAUGGAUGGUUGCUUCCUGUAA